Molecule: messenger RNA, 4990 nt
Organism: Neofelis nebulosa (Clouded leopard)
Lineage: Eukaryota; Metazoa; Chordata; Mammalia; Carnivora; Felidae
Gene: RNF225
Product: ring finger protein 225
Exons: 2
Coding region: 859-1857 (332 amino acids)
Biological process (GO): protein ubiquitination
Molecular function (GO): ubiquitin protein ligase activity
Source: RefSeq, a predicted model, not a curated record
GAUCACCAGGGAAAUAUUCUGUCCAGGAAGCAGCACUGACUCAGGACCAUGGCACCCCGGGGUGCAAGCCUGGCCACCUGGAGUGUUCCGUGGAUGUUGGAAAUGAGACGGGUGGGGUUGUCCUGGCAGAGAUGUCACUGUAGUCUGGGGAAGGGCUUGGUGGUUGUCCAUGAUAUCUGGGUGGCUGCCCACCAUCCUGAGAGGCAUGUUCCCUGGAAGGAGCUCCAGGGAGAGGAAUCCAAGGCCACAACCGUUUCUAGCCCCCUGUCUGCUUGUUUGAAUGGGGCCAGCUCUGUCCAGUCCACUGUGGUGUCUGCCCACCUUCCACCCCAGAACUCCAGAGGUUCCUUGGUUCUGGCCAGGUUCCCCCAGGGGUUCCAGGCUGCCUCCCCAGUCAUUUUGGGUGGUCAACACUGCAACCCAAUCCUGGGCAUCCUGUAGAGCCACUGCCACACUAGGCUUCUGAUUGUACUGGGUGGCUGGGAAGUGGGUUUCUGAGGUGUUGAAGGCUUGGUUGCAGGGGUGUGGGGUGUUGGGGGGGGAUUAUUGCCCACCCACGAGGCCAGACUCUCCCUGCCCUGUCAGUCUGCCAUCCCUCACCUGCCGCCCCCAACAUCCGGCCAAGGUCAGGCUUGGUGUUCAUGCUGGAGGGACCUGUCUGGGGGGGGGCAGGGCAGGCGGUCAAACAGGUCUGGUGGGUACCUUGGGAACCUGGGAUCUGGAGGGAGUGGUACCAAGGCAGCACCCUCCUGCAGGGAGGGGCACCUAGUAUGCAGUUGCUGGUAGACAGAGGACUGGGGUCAGAAUUGGAAGGGACGUGCCAGCCAAAGGGAGGAGGCAUCAACAGGCCUCGUCCGGAUGCCCUGCCCUCGGCCACCCUGGCUCCGCCGCCCCCGGGCCGCUCAAGGCUCAGGCCCCUGCUCCCCGGGCUCACUCUCUGUGCCACGCUCCCCGGGCAGGGGGGAGGGUGAAGACGACGAGGAGGAGGAAGAAGGGGACGGCAGCCCGGGCUCGGGCCCCAUCCUGCCCCCCGCGUCUCCCGUGGAGUGCCUCAUUUGCGUGUCCCCCUUCAACGGCGAGUUCAAGCUGCCCAAGCGCCUGGACUGUGGCCACGUCUUCUGCCUCGAGUGCCUGGCCCGCUUGUCCCUGGCCACGGCGGGCGGCGGGGACGCGGUGGCGUGUCCCGUGUGCCGAGCGCCCACGCGCCUGGCCCCGCGCCGCGGGCUGCCCGCUCUGCCCACGCAGCCCGGCCUGCUGCCCCGCGAGGCGCGCGCGCCGACCCCGCGCCGGGGCUCCGUGCGCUUCGACCGCCGCCGCGGCCUGCUCUACCUGCGGCCGCCGCCGCCCCCGCCCGGGCCGCGCAAGUCCCGCGCCGCCCGCCCGCCGCCGCUGCCGCCGCCGCUGCGCCUCGGCCGCCCCCUGUCCCGCCGCCUCUCUCUGAGCAGCCCGGCCUGGGCCUUCAACGCGGCCGUGGCGCUGGCCGUGCUGGUGGCCGCGGGCCUGGUGGUGUCGGGCGUCUACAUCUUCUUCCUCAUCCCGCACGCCGCCUCCUCCGGCCCCGCGCGGCCCCAGCUCGUGGCGCUCGCCCCCGCGCCUGGCUUCUCGUGGUUCCCGCCGCGGCCCGCACCCGGGGCGCCCUGGACCCCCGCCUGGACGCAGCGCCCCGCGGGCCGUGACCUGGACACUGCCCUGCCGGGGGCUGCGGAGGACGCGCCGCAGCCCGAAGGGGGCUCCGAGGACACGGCGGAGGGCGAGGGGACGCCGGCCAGGGCCCCGAGCCGCACGUGGAGGGCAGGGGCUGGGCCCGGCUGGGCCCCGCGGGGACGGGGCGCGAGGAGGGUGUGGGGGCCGCAGUAAACGCAUCUGUGCUCCGGGUCCUAUCUUCAGGCCUGGGGACCUCCGUGUCACUCUAGUGGGGCCCUGCCAGCACCCCUUGCCAUGAUUCUCCCGGAGGCCUUAGUAAGGUGCAUCCCUUACCGAUCGCCCACUUCUCCAGAAGGAGGCCUGGUGGGAUCAUUCCAGGCAUCAUCACCACAAAGCAGGGACCCUCUCAAGGACUAACCCCUGCCUUCAUUCCCCCAAGGGGCCCUCAGAGAGCACCCAUGACCCCAAUCCCUGUGGACAUCCGGCAGCUGAGGCUUAUAAAGAUCCCCAUCUUUAUAAAGGUCCUGCUGGGAGCCACUCCUAAGCCUGGUCUCCAUUAGGAUCCAGUGGGAAGUACCCUUGAUCCUCAUCCCUCGUGGCAGUCCACCUGGAGAGCCCCUCUGACCAGUAUGGUGCAGGUACCCUGCUAGGGACACCAUCAGCCCUGAUCACAGGGCUCGACUAAGUGUACCCCCAGUCAUCAGACCCCUGGGGGAGCACCCUCAGCAAGCAGCUGGGGCCGAAGGCUCUGAUUUACUCACCCUUCGGACUCACUGGAGGUUGCUGGGGCCCCCCAUCUUUGGAGGCAAAGCUGCUGCUGCUGUUAGUCUCUGGCCAUGGUCUGGCCCAGCCCAUUGUAGUCCUCCCCCUCCCCCCUCCUCCCUCCCCCACCAAUCCCUACUGAGGCUGUGGAGUUUUCCACUCUGCUGCAUACAGGCUGGGUCUGGGUGGCAUCCAGCUGUUUCCAUGCUGGUCCUGUGUUGCCUCUCUGUAGACAUAGCUGGAACUUGAGCUUGGAGGGGCAGCAGUGGCCUGGCCAGGAUUUAGGAGGGACAGAUAGACCCUGAGCCUCAAAGACUAGCUCCCACUUGGUCCUGAGUACCAAUUUGCAAUGGGAGCCUCCACAACUCCAAUGGGUCAUGGCUUCUGGGACCCUCCUGAAAUGCUGUAGGGGCAGCUCUGGUCACCUAGGCUUAAAGAGGCUAAGGUUGCCCUCUAGGUCAAUGUCACACGAUUUUGGGGGUGGGUGUUCCUGGAUCUCCCUGGCCUGCUGGCAGGUAUCCUGGCCACCUUAGGUUCUAGAACCUCCAUCACCCCCAUCUGCACUCAGUUAUUGCACCUCUUCCUCCAGGGCUCUAUCAACCUUUUUUGGCAUCCUUGCCAUUCCCCUAGGUGAAGCUUUAGCCCUCCCUGUGGACGGCAGCCUGCAGGGUUCCUGUCCUCCUCCUCUCAGAAGCCCUCCCUGCUAAUGUCACUGCAGGGUAGAUGGCAGCCACCUGCUACACAAACUGAACACGGGCCUUCUGUUCCCCCCAGGUCCUGGAGCCCACAUCCUGUCUCACUUUGCCCAGGGUUGGGGUUCUGUGUUUUGUGGGUGGGAAUCCAGCAUUUUCCAGAGAGCAAAAUGACUGCUAUGGGGCUGGAGGCUCCUGUUUGACUUGUUUACAUCUGUGUCCUCAGUGCCUGGCAUACAGAGGGGGGCCAAAUUGUAUUCUGGGGAGUGACAGCAUUGCAGGUGACAAAGAGGCAGCCCAGAAAUGCCUAUGGACACUCCAGGCCCAACUGUCUCCCAGUCACCCGGAUCUAGGCAUGUCGGCAGAGCUCCUUUUGAUACAAGCUGCUCCUUCCAGGUGGAAAGCCAGAGGGGGAACAUCAGGACAUUGAAGGGAGUGUCUUCCCAGACCAGUUCUUGUUGCACACCCAGGUGUCAACGUCACCCACAGGGGCUGGGGGCAGUGUGCUGGGUCACUGGGCAGUCAUAGCCCAGCCCACUCAGGGAGGGAGGGGACUUGGUCAGGCAGGAACAGGUUGGUGGUCUGUAUUAGUUUUCUCUGGCUGCUGCAACAAAUUACGACCAACUGAGUUCCUUAGAACAACACACAUUAAGUAUCUUAUAGUUCUGCAGGCCUGGAGUCUUGAAAUCAAUUUUGCCUCAAUAAAAUCAAGUGUCCUCAGGGCUAACUUCUCUGGAGGCUCCAAGAGAGAAUGUCCUUAGCUUUUCCAUCUUCUUGAGCUGCAUUCCUUGGCUUCUUCCUCUAUCUUCAUAUUUUAUUUUAUUUUAUUUUAUUUUAUUUUAUUUUAUUUUUUAAGUAACUACGUCUCACGUGGGGCUUAAAAUCACAAACCCAAAAUCAAGAGUCCUGCGCUCUACUGACUGAACCAGCAUGCUCUAUCUUCAAAGGCAGCAGCCUAGCAGCUUCAGAUCUCUCUCUGAUCUGCCUCCCUCUUUCACUUAUAAGGACACUGUGAUUGCAUUGAGCCCACCCAGAUAAUCCCAAUUUCCUCAGCUCAACAUCCGCAUCUGCAAAGUCCAUUUUGCCAUGUAAGGUAACAGAUUCACAGACUCUGGGGAUUAGGAUGUGGCUAUCUUUGGGGGACAUUAUUCAGCUUAGCAUAGGGUCUCAGAUAUCCCUCUUCUCAUUCCUUCCCUCCUCCACCCCAGGCUGGGAAAGUGGAGAGGGUCAGGAGUUGGAUCCAGCUGGGGGUGUCAGAAAGGGGCCCUUAGCUGGUGGUGCACAGAAGAGGGAGAGACAAUGCUGUCUGCUUGGAAGGAGACCUUAGAAAUGUAUCUUCAAAACAGCUGGCAUCAAGGUAAAGGGACCUGGAACAGGAAGGUGGUGACUGAGGGCAGUGGGCAGGGCUGGCCCCUCCCCGCUGUCCUAACUAGCUUCCUCUUAGGGGCUAGGGAGAGUAAGAGAGUGCUUCUCCACUCUCACAAAUGGAAACCUGAAGCCUCAGUCUUUCUUUCCUUUAAAUGAGGCUGAUGACAGAUCCCAGGGGUCCUGAGCAUUCCUGUCCACUAAUUACUACCUUGAUGCCUGCCCACCUGCUGCCCACAAACAAAAGGAGCUGCCCCAAACCACCCUGGGUGACUCCUCCCCAUCCUUGCCUACCAGCCUAUGUGGCCACCCAGAGCUGUGCUUUCCCAGCCCUCUCUCUGCCCACUGCAUCCCUGCUGCAUAACCACCCCUCACCAGCCCCAGGCUUGUUCCUUCUUCUAGGUCCUGGUGCCUCUGACUACCCAGAGAUGGGGCAUCAACCUCAAUGCCUUGCAUGGUGCCAGAGAUGCCAGAUGUUUGUUCUUUUCUCUCUAAAGUGGACAAUAAACAUUUUACUUGCAGGAAAA